Molecule: messenger RNA, 938 nt
Organism: Mustela lutreola (European mink)
Lineage: Eukaryota; Metazoa; Chordata; Mammalia; Carnivora; Mustelidae
Gene: INO80C
Product: INO80 complex subunit C
Exons: 5
Coding region: 78-656 (192 amino acids)
Biological process (GO): chromatin remodeling
Cellular component (GO): Ino80 complex
Source: RefSeq, a predicted model, not a curated record
AAGUAAGGGAGAGCCGGAAGUUCCAAAGCCUGUACCGAGAAAGUGGGGGCGGGGGAGGAGGAAGACUCAGGGUAGGAAUGGCGGCUCAAAUUCCAAUUGUGGCCACUACUUCCACUCCGGGGAUAGUUCGGAACAGCAAGAAGAGGCCAGCCAGUCCUUCCCACAACGGCAGCAGCGCUGGCGGUUACAGUGCCAGUAAAAAGAAAAAAGUGUCCGCCGCCAGCUUUACGCAGGGUAUCAGCAUGGAAGCCAUGAGCGAGAAUAAGAUGGUGCCCUCUGACUUCAGCACGGGACCUAUGGAAAAAGCUGCCAAGCCAUUGCCAUUUAAGGAUCCAAACUUUGUGCACUCUGGCCACGGUGGCGCAGUCGCCGGCAAGAAGAACAGAACCUGGAAGAACCUGAAACAGAUCCUCGCCUCUGAAAGGGCAUUGCCGUGGCAACUGAACGAUCCCAACUACUUCAGUAUUGAUGCUCCUCCCUCCUUUAAACCAGCUAAGAAGUAUUCUGAUGUUUCAGGUCUUCUUGCCAACUACACUGACCCCCAGAGCAAGCUGCGGUUCAGCACCAUCGAAGAGUUUUCCUACAUCCGGAGGCUGCCCUCUGACGUCGUCACUGGCUACCUGGCCCUGAGGAAGGCCACAAGCAUCGUUCCCUGAGCCUGGAGAAAUGGGGAGGCGGUGGAAAGCUGUUUCAAAGGCAAACUUUGGACUCAUGAUUUUGUUUCAUGGAAACAAACUCAUUCUGCUGUCAAUCUGGAAAUGUCAGUGCUGUGCCUUGGAAAGAAUGUUUGGCUUAAAUUUCAGGGUUUUUUUUUUUUUUUUUCUUUUCUAUGUUUUCCCUCCAACUGUGAUAUUUCCUGUUGAAUUAAAUUAUAUUUCAGUUGUUGCCUCAAGUAAAGUUGUUUGACAAGAAAAUAUAAAAUUUUGCUUUUAACUUAA